Gracilinanus agilis (Agile Gracile Mouse Opossum) is the source of this 2056-nucleotide messenger RNA. It is a transcript of the gene PAQR5, whose product is annotated as progestin and adipoQ receptor family member 5. The transcript has 8 exons. Gene Ontology annotation, molecular function: signaling receptor activity. Gene Ontology annotation, cellular component: membrane. Bases 220 to 1212 code for a protein of 330 amino acids. The record is from RefSeq and is a predicted model, not a curated record. NCBI's taxonomy places the organism in Eukaryota, Metazoa, Chordata, Mammalia, Didelphimorphia, Didelphidae.
GGGGUAUGGAUCCCUAAGCAGCCCCGGCCUCCGGCCCAUCGCUCUGCCUCCCACCCUGACAACCUGCAGAGCCCAGCAAGAAGGCAUUAUAGGCUUUGAAGCGAGAAUUUGGAGAAAAAGCCUAAAGAGACCGAAGAAGAAAGAACUGCAUUGCUCUGGGUCAUGUUAAAAUAUUAACCAGAAGAUUUGAAGAGAGACCAGUACCAACCCUGGUGCAGGAUGUUGAGCUUGAAGCUGCCCAAGUUGUUCAGCAUAGACCAAGUGCCCCCGGUAUUCCAUGAACGAGGCAUAAUUUGUGGCUAUCGGCAUCCUCAGAGUUCAGCCACCGCCUGUGUCCUCAGCCUUUUCCAGAUGACCAAUGAAACCCUCAACAUCUGGACACACUUGCUCCCCUCCUGGUACUUCAUGUGGAGGUUUAUGGCCACCCUAUACAUGGUUGAUUUCUGGAAUGACAGCUAUUCCUGGCCUCUUCUUAUCUACCUGAGUACUAGCUUCAUUUACCCUUUUGCCUCCAGCUGUGCCCACACCUUCAGCUCCAUGUCCAAGAAUGCCAGACACAUAUGUUACUUCCUGGAUUAUGGUGCAGUCAAUCUCUUCAGCUUGGGUUCUGCCAUAGCCUACUCUGCAUACACAUUCCCUGACAUGUUGGUUCGUACCACCUUCCAUCAUUACUUUGUGUCACUGGCUGUGCUGAAUACCAUUUUGAGCAUCGGACUUUCCUGCUACUCCAGGUUCCUUGAACUCCAGAAACCUAAGCUCUGUAAGACAUUACGCAUCCUGGCCUUUGCAUAUCCCUACGCUUGGGACACUGUCCCCAUCAUUUACAGGUUGUUCUUGUCUUCGGAAGAAAGUUCUGGGGAGGCAGCAAACCCCUACCACCAGAAGCACACAGUUAUUGCCAUCCUUGCUUGCUUCCUCUAUGCUGCACAUUUACCUGAGAGGCUUGCACCUGGGCGCUUUGACUAUAUUGGUCACAGCCACCAGCUUUUUCAUGUGUGUGUCAUUUUGGCAACACACUUACAAAUGGAAGCCAUAUUUCUGGACAUGACGUUGAGAAAAGAAUGGCUUUUAGCCACUUCAAUACCUCCCUCUUUCUCUCAGACAGCUGGGGCAGUAUGUCUAUGCAUCAUCUUCAGCAUUAUUAACAUAAUUUAUUUCUCAAUUUCUCUAUAUCAGACUCCAGAACCAGAAUCACAAAAAAAGGAAACAUGAUCCAGCCUAUGCGCUUUUUAAAUAUAUAGAAUAAUGUGAUUACGUUUUUAACUAUGUUACCACUGAAAAGUGGCACAAUACUUCUCAUAAAAAUGCUAUGAUAUUCAUAUUGGAUUUGUGAAUCAGCUUUUGUGAGUAAGCUGGUGUGGGAAAGGUAUUUAAGUGGAGGAAAUGUCUCAAUUUGCACUGAUUUUGUAUGUAAUUUUUUAAAGAUGGAGAGAGAAUAUGCCUCUGUAAGAUCAGAUAAAUAAUAUUUUGUGAAGUGUAAAUUUGUUUUGAUCACUUUUCAACUUCUAUUUAUUAUAUAGUGAGGGCUAACCAUAUUAUUAAUCUGCCUUUACACUAUAGUCCUUGAAGAAUUACUUUAUUCUACAGUGAGAUUCAUAUUGAGUAUCUUCUGUCAACAGUCCCUUUAACUUCCAUGCAUCCAGUCCUUCCAAAAGUAUAGAGAUGAAAGUAAAAGACAGUUAAGAUCAUCCAAAAGAAGAGAAAGGCAGGCCUACGAAGAAAAGAGAACCAAGUACAAUAGAAGCUGAGGUGGGAAUAAAACCUGCAGAACAGUGGAAGACUCUAUUCCCAUUCCCUUCUUCAUUAGUUAACUUCCUUUCUUCUCUCUGCUCAGGAAAUGAGAUUUUUCUCUUUCCCUACAGUUGCAUUUGGUAUUCAAAGUGGUGGAUCCUAUCAAAUUAGUUAUGACUCUGGUAAGCAGAUCUGGGAUUUGGAAGUAUUUUCUUAGAUUCCUCUACAAAAUGGCUCACUAUUAUAGGCUAUGACACGCUUCCACAGUGCCAACUGGAUACAGGAAUGCAACAUGUAAUGAACAUAAAGUAUUUAAAAUUAUGAA